Pedinophyceae sp. YPF-701 is the source of this 4503-nucleotide messenger RNA. The record is from the annotation of a GenBank genome assembly. NCBI's taxonomy places the organism in Eukaryota, Viridiplantae, Chlorophyta, Pedinophyceae.
AUGCAGGUUCCGCAGGGCUGCCAUCCCAUUGGAUGGCUCGAGCUCCUGGCGGAAGCACGAGACAGCGCCGAGGUCCACGUGGGGAUGCGCUGCGAGGUCGAGAGGACCCGCAGAGGCGGAAACGACCGCUUGCUGGCAUGCGCGGCUUCCUAUGAUGACGAACCGUCGUCAGGAGCGGUCCUGCUGUCGCCUUUGUGCCCGCCGCUCGCGGUUGCCGGCCUGGCAGAGGGCCGCCCCCUCCAGAGCGUGCUAGGAGCCGCAGAGGCAGCCCUGGGGCUCGAUCUCGUGAUGGACAUCGUAGAUGUGGAGGCGAAGGACGGAUUUCCGCCGAAGGCGCGCGUCAGGGUUCUCGUCUGCGUGCACGACGCAGUUCUGGCCACGGCGGGCUGCGCGUGGAACGACCGGGCGCGGCGCAACCGCAGCAGCGUGGCGGCCCUCGCCCUCCUGCUGCGCGACCUUGAGCGCGACCCCCCGCCGUGGGUCGCGGACGUGACCUUCGCGGACGGCGCGCUCGACCUCCCACACCUCGCGGGCGGCCCGAAUCCGAUCCCGAGUUCCUCCCAGCGACGGGACACGUGGCCCGAGUCCCCCCCGCUGCUGACGCUCGUGGGCGUGUCGCGCGCCGUCCCUGCGGUCGACGCCCUGAUGGGCCGCGUGGAGAGCGACCGCGACGACCCGUCGCGCUCGGAGCACGCGGCAAGCCCCGGACGCGGGGCGUUCUCGCUCGAGGCGUGCAUCUCGUCCCUCCCGUCGCACAUGAUCGCGAUGCAGGACGACGGCGGCGCGCUGACCGGGCUCGGCGGCGCGGCCCCCGCGCGCACACGACGCACCGGCCCCUCCCUGCUGGACAUGCCCCCCGACGUGAUCCGACGGAUCUUCGAGCUGCUGGCCACCGCAGGCGACGCCCACCGGCUCGGCGCUACCUGCAAGGCGCUGCUGCACGGCGAGGCCGACGCGGUUCCGGGCCUGACGCGCACGGUGCUGUACCGGCACCAGCGCGCCGCGCUGCGGUGGAUGCAGGCGCGCGAGCACCGCGCCGGAGAGCGGCUGCCCCACCCGACGGUCCGGCGCCUCGCCGUCUGGAGCGGCGGCGGCGGCGACGGCGACGCCUCGGCCACGGAACUCGAGCACAGCUACAUGUACAUCAACACAUCUACCUGCGAAGUCGAGUCUGUGGUGGCGUCGAAGGACGAGGCCGCGGCGUGGGAGCGCGCGCACGCCGCGCGCGACUUCGGCGGCGGCCUGUUCUGCGACGACCCGGGCCUCGGGAAGACCGUGACGGCCGUGGCGCUCGUGCUGAAGACGCUGGGCGCCCUGCCCGGCUCGCUCCCGCGCGCGACCAUGCGGGACACGGAGACGCUCUUCUGGCACCCCUCGGACCCCGACCGUCUGUGUGGGUACUACGAGGAGGAGGAUCACGCGCACCUCGCCGCGCACCGGUCCCCUGCGCGGACCCUCCUGGGUCGCAGCCCGCCGGUCCGUUCCCCGCCGCGCGGGUCCCGGCGGCGCAGCGCGCGCUUGACGCUCGUUGCGGACCCUGCGGCGGGCCGCGACCCGGACCGCCGGGUGCGGUCCGCCCCGCUCCCGCCGCGGGUUCCGGCGCCGCCGUGCGACGACGCACGCGCGCAGAAGAUGUCGGGGCGCUGCGCGGAGUGCGAGGGCUGCGGGACGUGGCGCGACCUGCCCGCGGGCCUCGCGGAGCGGGUCGCGGGGCCGGACGCGCCCGAGAACGCCCCGUUCUGGUGCAUGCUGCUCGGCGACGGGGCGUGCUGCGAGUCGCGGUUCGGCGGGGGCGCGGCGCGGGACGGGGACCUCGGCCGCUACUGGGACGACGUGCCCGGCUUCUUCGCGCCCGACGGCGGUCCGGAGGAGCUGGAGGAGCGGUUCGAGGCCAACGUGACGCACUUUCGGCGCAUGUGGGGGCAGUUUGCGGCGCGGGGGCUGCAGGAGGUGGCGCGGUGCCUCCUCGCGGCGAUCGCCCUCGGGGUGCCGUGGAUCGAGGACGAUCGUUCGUCGCGGAGGGCGGCGCCGCGCGAGCUGAACGUCAGGCUCCUCCUGGACCGCGUGGCGCGCGAGCACGGCACCAGCGUGCGCCAGCAGUGCGAGGGCGCGGUCGCGGAGUUCCUGACCAGCGUGCUGCACGCCGAGCGCCUGCGCGCCAAGCCCGUCCGCCGCGCGACCGCCGGCGCGGCGGGCGACGCAUCCGGGAGCGACGCGCCGGCGACGACGCAGCUGCAGGGGGGGGGGGCCGCUGCGUCGGGUCCGACGGCGGAAGACGGGGACGACGACGGCGAGGCGGCCGCCCCUGCUUCUCCUCGGACGCCGACGCGUCGGCUGCCGCGGCUCGGCGUGCCGCACGGCAUCGCGGCGAUCCUGGCCGUCGACGUCGGGGCGGCGCGCGAGGCCGUGGCGCGCGGCCCCGCGGUGCCCCCGCGGCGCGUGCACCUGUCGCGCGCGACGCUCGUGAUGGUCCCGGACGACCUGCUCGCGCUGCAGUGGCGGGAGCAGAUCGAGCGGCACGUCGAGCCGGGGCGGCUGCGCGUGCUCCUGUACGACCACGCGGUGGUGCUGCGGACGCCGGCGCACGAGGUGGCGUGGGACUACGACGUCGUCGUCGCGACGCUGCGUCGCGCGAGCACGGAGGACCCGCGGAGCUCGGUGCUCCAGCGGAUCCACUGGCGGCGCGUGCUCGUGGACGAGGGCCACGUGUUCAACAAGUCCUGCGCGACGAACAUGCACCAGUUCACGGCCGGGCUGCGCGCGGACCUGCGGUGGAUCAUGACGGGCACCCCCGCCCCGCACACCGCGCAGGACGUCCGCAGCCUGGCGCCCCUGUUCCGCUUCGCGGACCCCCCGGGCCCCGACGGCGCGGGCGGCCACGUGGCCGCGCUGGUCGAGGCGUCGGCGCGCCCGAUGGCGGCGGGCUGCUGGGCGGCGCGCGAGCGCUUCGUGCGCGCGCUCGAGCGCUGCGUGAUCCGCGGCAGCAAGCGCGAGAUCGUGCAGCUCGCCGUGCGGCGGCGCGAGGUGGUCCUGGCGUUCGGGCGCGACCACGCGAGGUCGUUCAACCAGCUGGCCGAGGUCAUCAUGCGCAACAUGGUGCUGACGGACUUCUUCGACCCGGACCACCGCGAGUCCCUGCUCAACCCGGGCAACGGCGCGCUGGCGCGGCAGAUGUUCGAGAACCUCGCCAAGGCCUGCGUGAUGGCCGGGGGGUUCGAGUUCGUGGCCCCGGAGCGCCACAUCGGCGAGACGCUCGACCUCAUCGCGCGGCGGCUGCACCGCCUCGGCCGGGCCACCCCGGGGGAGUGCCCCGAGGUCGGCGCCCUGGACGACGGGGCCGCCGAGGCGCGGCACACGGUGCCGAGCCCGUCCGGGGACGCGAGCGAGCGGCUGUGCACGUGGACGAGCGCGCAGCACCCGCUCCACGGCGUCGAGCUCGCGCUGCGGUGCGGGGGGCGGUGCGGCUGCUGCGGGGCCGCGGCGCGCUUCCCGCUCGUCACGCCCUGCGCGCACGUGCUGUGCGUGGAGUGCGCGGGCGGCCGCGACGCCGCGAAGCGGCAGCGGGGCGGGCGCGCCGCCGUGCCGCCCCGCGACGCCGCGAGGGUCCGGUGCGGCGCGUGCGGCGAGCCGUACGCCAUGCAGCCCGUGUCGGACCCGGAGCGGAGGCGCGCGAACCCGCGGCCGAAGUGGGAGGUGCCCCUCGAGCUCAUCGAGUGGCAGCCCGGGUACGCCCAGCGCGGCGCCAGGGGCAUCGACGGCGGCGCGUGGCAGGCGCGGUGGGAGGCCACGCGCUCCUCCAAGGCCACCUACCUCCACCGGCGCCUCAGGGAGGUCGGGGCGCUGCGGCGCGGCGGGCCCAAGGCGGUGGUGUUCACGCAGCACUGGGGCCACCUGCAGGUCCUGGAGCGCCACCUGGCGGAGCGGUGCGGCGUGCACCUGCAGGUGCUGUCGAGCAAGAGGGAGAAGGCCGACCGGGAGCAGGCGGUGCGGCUGUUCCGGACGCGCCCGGUGUACAACGUGCUGCUGAUGGACGCCGUGGGCGCCGUGGGGCUGGACCUGCACUUCGCGCGGCACGUCUUCCUGAUGGAGCCGAUCGUGGACGGCGCGCUGGAGUCCCAGGUGGUCGCGCGGGCGUACCGCAUGGGCGAGGGGCGCGGGCACGGCGGCACGGUGCACGUCGAGGUGCUGGCGAUGCGCGGGAGCUCGGAGGAGGUGCUGCUCGCGGCGCGGCGGCAGGUGGGCGUGUCGCGCGCGACGGAGGAGGCGGGGUUCGGGGAGGGCGCGAGGUGCGGGGCGGAGGAGGACGCGCGGCAGGCGCGGCGGCUGUUCGUCAUGGAGCGGCUCGGGCUCGUGCCGGAGGACGCGUGCGACGACGACGACGGGGACGGGGGAGCGGAGCGGGAGGACGAGGCGCGCGUCGGGCCGGAGCGGGCGCCGUCGGGCGUGGAGGAGCCGCACGCCGUCGAGCUCGAGCGCCGCCCAAGGGUGAUGUUUGACGUGUGA